UGUAUUUCUUAGAUAUAGAUUUAUAUAUCAUCUCAUUCAUAAUAAACCACCCUUCACACUUAAUGGUUCCCUUGAAGGAGGUGUAUCCUAAGUAUGUUAAUCAUUCUAAACACUUGGUGUUGACAAACAAAAUGAAUUCCUUUAGGCCUUUUGUGGGUGGCAAUUACACAUAGGUAAUCAACAGGUACAGAAGACCUAUUGGUACAACUCUUAAAAAAGGUAACAAGAACAUGAACCUUCACAGUUGAUUUUUAGAUUCCUACUCUCUCCUUUAUCCACUAAUAUGUAAUCAUAUUUAUUUUAGUUGAAAGUUAAAUAAAAAUGUAAAUAUGCCAAUGAGCUGAUUAGCUCUAUUUCUUAUAGUAUUCAUGUUCUUCAUAAACACUAUAGAUAUUAGUUUGUCAUGUAGAAUAAAUGCUAAAUAAAUUGAAUUCAUAUAGAAUAAAUGCUAAAUAAACAAAUUGAAUGCUUUAAGAAGGAAAACCUGAUUUAUAUGAUUUUAGUUCUCCACAAUGUAAUACAGUUUCAAGUUACAUAUUCAGAUAUGCAAUCUCAGCUAUGUAUGCUAUUACUCUUUUAGGCAAUACAGAUUCCCUCUGAUUUAUAUCUGAAACAUGUGGAGAAUGGGGGAAGACCAAAUGGAAAAAUAUAUUCAGUUAAAUAACUUUUUUAUGAUAGAUUCUCCAAUUAUAAGGUGAUUACUUUAUUGCUAAUGAUGACUCCAUUAUAGCUUCCUAGGCUACCAAAUGAUCAUUCAUAACAAGGUAAGAUUUUGGCUAGGGUGUUGUCAGGUAUAAUUAUGUUUGUAAAGCUCCUCAAGAUCCUUAGACAAAGGUACAUAGGUGUCUGUGGAUCUUAGGGAGACACAUUGCCUGAAAGUCUCCUUAGAAGUGAAAGAUGAAGAUGCUUUUACUUCUGAUAUUAUUCUAUGGCAGCGUCAACAGUGAUGAAGUUUCAAAACCCAACAUUAUUAUAGCAAUGGCAGAUGACCUUGGCAUUGGAGAUCCUGGAUGCUAUGGAAACACAACUCUAAGAACUCCUAAUAUUGAUAGAAUAGCCAAAGGGGGAGUGAAAUUCACUCAGCAUUUAGCCGCAUCUCCACUUUGUACACCAAGUAGAGCGGCUUUCUUGACAGGCCGUUACCCUGUCCGGUCAGGGAUGGCUUCACGCUCUAAGGUUGGAGUGUUCCUAUUUUCAGCUUCUUCAGGUGGACUGCCUGCUAAUGAAAUCACUUUUGCCAAGCUUUUGAAGAACCAAGGCUAUUCUACAGCCCUGAUAGGAAAGUGGCACCUUGGGAUAAAUUGUAACAGCAGAGAUGACUUCUGUCACCAUCCUUUAAAUCAUGGUUUUGAUCACUUCUAUGGACUGCCGGUGACCAAUUUGAGAGAUUGCAAGCCAGGAUCAGGCACUGUGUUUACCACAGCCAUUCAUAUGUUUGUUUUCAUUCCCCUGCAAAUUGUUGGCAUUGCACUUGUCACUUUGGAGGCACUCAAUUGCCUUGGCCUGUUUCGGCUUCCUCACUGGGUAUUCUUUUCCUGUCUUUUAUUAGCAGCUACUAUAAUUGGACUCUUAGCCUGCUUCCUUCAUUUUUUCCGACCUUUAAACUGCAUUUUGAUGAGGAACCAUGAAGUUGUACAGCAGCCAAUGUCUUACGAAAAUCUCACUCAGAGGUUGACUAGGGAAGCUCUCAAGUUCAUAAACAGGAACACAGGAACACCUUUCCUUCUUUUCUUAUCCUACAUUCAUGUCCACACUGCACUUUUUUCUGCCAAAGAGUUUGUGGGGAAGAGCAAACAUGGCAUGUAUGGGGAUGCUGUGGAAGAAAUGGAUUGGAGUAUAGGGCAGAUCUUAAAAGCUCUAGAUAAGAAGAAAUUGACAAAUAAGACACUUGUGUAUUUUACCUCUGACCAAGGAGCUCACAUUGAAGAAGUGACUGACAAGGGAGAUAUCCAUGGAGGAAGUAAUGGAAUUUAUAAAGGUGGAAAGGCUAAUAACUGGGAAGGAGGUAUCCGGAUUCCAGGACUUCUUCGCUGGCCAGGAGUGCUACAGCCUGGAACAGUGAUUGAUGAGCCCACUAGUAAUAUGGAUUUCUUUCCAACCAUUGUCAAACUUGCAGGAGCAAAAUUGCCUGAUGACAGAGUUAUUGAUGGACGUGAUCUGAUGCCUUUGCUUCAAGGAAAAAUCCUUCAAUCUGAGCAUGAGUUUCUCUUCCAUUACUGUAAUGCAUAUUUAAAUGCAGUGCGCUGGCAUCCAAGAAACAGCACAUCUAUUUGGAAAGCUUUUUUCUUUACACCAAAGUUUAAACCAGAUGAUUCUAAUGGCUGUUUUCCAACCCAUGUGUGCUUUUGCAAUGGGCAUUAUGUCACUCGUCAUAAUCCACCUCUACUCUUUGAUAUCUCCAAAGACCCAAAGGAGAGACAUCCAUUAACUUCAAAAACCGAAAAUCAUUUUCAUGAAAUUCUAAGAGUCAUGCAAGAAGCAGCAGACAACCAUACGAAGACACUCAGUGUGGUUCCCAAUCAGUUAUCCUGGGGGAACCUUCUUUGGAAACCCUGGCUUCAGUUGUGUUGUUCCUCUUCUUAUCUUUCCUGUCAUUGUGAUCGGGAAACAAAAGGUAGGGGUAAAGGUGUCAGACUGUAACAAGACAAAUAAAAACUCUUUCCUGGAUGAAUAAUCUUUAUUUGAAAAUUCAAAACUUGGAAUUCUGUUAAUUAUCCCAAUUGUAGUUAACAAGGCGUGGCCAACACAAUCAUUGUACUCCCCUGGAUACACUUGGCAUGGUGUACUUUCUGUGACUUGAAGGACUGAUUAUAGGAUGCAUACUAAUACAAAAAAAAACUUUAGGGUUUGCUCUGUUGAGAAGGAAGAACAAUGGACUUAACUUGUAGGACCAAGAUGACUGAGUUAGUUGGUAGAUUGGAUUGAUAAAUGUGGGGAUAAAGAAGGAAUCUGAAUAAAUAUAUGUAAGAUUUGUGCAGAUAAUUGGAUUCUACAAAAGCUCCAAAGAGAAUCUUCCUUUGUUUUUGAACUUCUUAAGUCAUCUAUCUAUUCCUUGACUUGGAGUUGGGCAGAAGACCUGGCAGUGACAACCAUGACUGACAGAUUUUUGCAUUAAGGAAGAAAAUGUGAAUUAAGAAAGAAAUUGCUCAUAAAACAAUGGGUUUUUAAAAAAAAACACUUACAACUUGUAUAAAGACUACCACUUGUACCAAUGAUAAAUAAUGUAACUUCACAUCAUGAAUGAAAAUUAUUGUUAUUAAGUGUUUAUUGAACAUGCUAAGUAUAAGGCACAAGUGAUUUUAAAGCCAACUUCAGUACUCCAGAAAGUUAACAGAUGCAAAUGUGUACAGUAGAAAGUUGCUAGGAAGUACAAAUUCAUUAGUUUGCUCUAUGUUUCACAGGAGAGCCAUGCCAUGGAACUGACUUAUAGAUAAGGCCACCUUUAAUAAGAUUUAUUUGGUACUUCAUUAGAUUAUUCCCCAUGACUAAUCCACCUUAUACAGAAUUCUAUUCUGAGGUUCAUAGUGAUAUUCUAAUAUAAUUCCUAUUGUGAUGAAAAAUUGUGAGGUUAAUAAAAAAAGAAGGGAGUGUUGGGGGAAGGUACUCAAUAUACAGACUUCCAAUAUGAUUCAGUAUUUUACUUUAUGGAAGCUUAUUGAAUUAUUUUUUAAUCUUGCAGUGAGAUAGUUAAAUUUGUACCACUAUUAAACUUUCUGUUUUUCUUCUAUUAAUGCGUUAGUGAUAGAAGCAAUUACUUUGGUCCCCAUUGACCAGAAUGGCCCUGGGCAAGGCCUUUUGCUUCUAAUCUCUUUUGAGAGCCAGGACUAAGAGAACUUCUUGGCCUUGCUUUCCUAUCCCCCAAGUCAUAGUCACACAAAAUAGACCCUCAAUCCUGACUAAUUCAUCUUGAUCUGGGAAAGAUUGUGCUUAUUUCCACUCUGAUAUUAAGUGAAAUAUUCAGUGGAAUUUGAAAGACAUUUUCCACUUCUCUUAUUCUGCUACCCUUUAGGGAAAACAAAUUUUUUCCAUAGAAAGAAAGAAUUAAACAUUCCUUUGGGGGACAGGGGGAAUCUUUGAAACAAGGCCAAAGGAAGUGACUUUUGUAUAUUGGCUUAUUUAACUGUCAAUUCCCUAUACAGUCUUUCUAAGAAAUUUCUGUAACCCAUUAGAACAAGUUUUUUUUUUAUUCUGUAUCUUUCUAAUUCAAUUUUACUGUCCAGUCCUGCAAUAAUAAUUGAUAUUUUCUCUUCAAGAUUUUUUUAAUGUGUAAUUUGUGCCCUUUGUUUAAAUACUUGUUCCAGUCCCCUCAUCUACCAUUCUACCACUCCAAGGGAAUUUAAGACUCCCUUGUAACAUAGAAAAAUGGUUAAGCAAAAAAUGAUAACAUCUGGGAGUGGAUGCAAUGAAAUCCUGUCCUCAUAGUUCUCUGCCUCUCUGCCAUGAGCAGGGAAAUAGGUUUCAUUAUCUCUUCUGGACCAUUAUUAGUUUUUAAGUUACUCAGCUUUCAGUUUCCUUUUAGUGAUUUUUUUCACUUACAUUAUUGUAUCAUUCUGUAUAAAGUCCUUUUAGUUCUGCUUACUUUACUCUGAAUCAGUUCAUAUAAACCUUCCCAUGUUUCUCAAGAGUUUCUCAUAUUCAUCUUGGUACAAUAAUAUUUUGUUGUACCCAUAUCACACAGCUUGUUUACCAUUUUCCUUGGAAACCACUUUCAGUAUUGUACCACCUCAAAAUGUACUACUAUGAAUAUUUUUGUAUAUACUGAGCCUUUAUUUCUGUCUUUGAUCUUCUUGGGGUAUAUCCCCAGGAUUAGCAUCACUGAGUCAAAAGGUAUGAACAGAUUGAUCACUUUUCUUGAAUAAUUCUAAAUUACAGUCCUGGACAAUUCAAUCAAUUCAUGGCUCCAUCAACAGAGUAUUAAGAUGACUUUUGCCAUAGGCAUUAAUUAUUUUCAGUUUUUUUUUCCACUUUUGCAAAUUAAAAUAAAGACUCAAAGUUGUUUUAAUUCUCAUUUCUCUAUUAGUGAUUUGGAACUUGCUUUCAUAUGGCCAUUAACAAUGUGUAAUUGUUCAUUUAAAAACUGUUCAUAUCCUUUGACUACUUAUUUAUUGGGGAAUGAUUCAUGGUGUUAUAUAUCUAUGUUGAAUCCCUGUAUGUUUGGACUAUCAGACUUUUUCUUAGUGAUACUUGAUGCAAAAUGCUUCCCCCCUACUUGACAGUUUCUCUUAUUCUGGCUGCAUUGAUUUGUUUGUGGAAAAUCUUUUUAGUUCUAGGUACUUGAAAUUGUCCAUUUUGUCUUUUAUGAUUACCUCUAGCCCGUGUUUGUUAUUAUUCCUGUAUUUAUAAUUGUGAAAGUUAUCUCCUUCCAUUUUUCUCUAAUUUUUUUUAAUGCUGUGAUGUUUUAUAUUUAGUCUUGUAUCCAUUUGGAAUUUAUUGAGCUGUAUGGUAUAAGAUUCUGGUGUAUACCUAAGUUCUGCCAAACUGCUUUCCAAUUUUCUCUCUGAGAGAUUUUGGAAGCUUUAAAUUAACCACUAUUUUAAAAAACCAUUGCUUUCUUAUUAUUACAGAAACUAGUUAAAACUCUGCUUAUUGUAUUAGAGAAUGUGCUUAUUGUAUUAGAGAAUGUAUUAGCAUGUUAUUUAUGUAUCAGAUUGGCAACUGAUACAAGUAUUCAAAAGCUUACUUAAAUAGUGGAAAGAAUAUUGGACUUGGAGUCAGGGGACCUGGGGACAGCUAGGAUUAGUAUUGGAGUUAGAGUAAGGAAGACCUGAAUUCAAAUCCUGUCUUGGACACAUACUGGCUGUGUGACUAUGGACAAGUAAACUUCUCUCAGCCUGAGUAUCCUCAUCUGUAAAAUGGGGUUAGACUCUGUGGCUCUCUUCCAGCUCUAAGGUUAUGAUCCUAUAACCUGAGUAUAAAUUAUGACUCUUACAAAUUGCUUGUAUGUCCUUGGACAAGUCAAUUAACUUCAAAUUUUCCUCCUCCUUAAAAUGAGUAUAUUGUACUAGGUUAUCUCUAAGGUCCCUUCCAGCUUUAAAUUCCUUGAUACUAACAGCAAAAAUUCCUUGCUAUAACUUUGAUCCUAAUAUAAUUCAAAUUUUUAGAAAAUAUUAUAUGACAUGGGAACAUAUGUUAUAGAACUAAACAUAAGAAAGCUAUUGUUGCUGAUUUUAUAUAUAAAAGUUUGCUUAUAUUAUACAUUAUUGUUUAACCUAUAAAAUGUCAUCAGCUCUAAAAAUGUAAGGUAAAAGAAUUUGAAAGUGUUUGCUUUGAAAUAAUUAACAAUUACUAUUAAUUAUAUUUUAGGUUAUUUAAAAGUCAAGUUUGUGAAUAAUAACCAUAAUUGUCAUAAUUUUGAAACCAUUUGCCAACAUUCUGUUUGCAUGAUGAGACAGAAAAAAAAAUGUGGAUGUUUAUUAUGUCAAAGCAAGAUCAAGAAAAAUUCCUUAGAGAAAUAGCUAACUUUUGCAGUGCUGUGUAGCAUGAUUAUUUGGUUACAAAGUAAGCCUCUGUAUCUUCUAUGUAUUAAUGUAGCUUCUUGCUGAAUGAAUUUGGAGGUUUAAAACAAAAUUCACUAAGCUUUCUAAAAACUUAUACUUGUCAAGAUAUUAAAACCUAAACUACAUUCAUUCACAUUUAAAUAGCUCUCAUUUUUACCAGAUCAGUAAGGUUUUAGGGAAAGUAAGAUUGAUGAUUUCAUGUGCCCAUGGGGAUAAGAAGAGUUUAGUUAAGGAAACACAGCAUUCCAAAUUUCCCUAAAGGUCACAUACACAGAAAGUGUCCAGGGAAGUUAUAUGAUAUAUGAUCCAUAUCUGAAUAAUAUUUUCUUCAAAAGCAACUAUCAAAUUAAAAUUUUUCUACUUGGAUUAUAUUAUUUUAAUGCAGAUAGAGAUGUAAAUGAUAUAUUUCCUUUACCUUUGAAAAUAAUACAACUUGAUAGAGUUAUUUCAGACUGUCACAGUUUAGAUCAGAAAAGUUUUCAGAGUUUGAGAAGCAGGACAAAAAAAAAAAACACAUUAUGUCCCUCCUCCCCCCCACCACCAUAUUGACUUCAAACUGAGCCCCAGAAUUCACCUGCAAGUUUAUAAAUAAAAUUCCAAACUAGAGAGAGGCCAGAUCAUCUUCUUUAUACAAGAGAACAUCAUUAGGACCAGGAAAAAACAAUAAUUCAACCUUAGAAUAGGGUCUAAAAAUAUGGAGUGACAAAUUGUGGUGAGAACAGGUUAAUUAAUAGCCACUAUAAUGUAAGUUACAGAAUAUAUAUGAUGAGAAACAGAUUUAGGAUCAUAGGAUAACAGCUCUGGGAGAGAUCUUAGGUGGUCUCCUCUCUCAUUUUACAGAUGAAAAAAAUAGACCUUGAGAGACAAAAUGGCUUGCCUUUAUUUUGGACAUCCUCAAAGAGAAGGAUUUUAGCCAGAGAAGACCAAAAGGAGAAAGGUUCCCAGACCAUCUAGAAUGAAAAUAUAGGACUAGGAAUCUAAAGAAUGUUAUUACAGUCCUUGUUCUUCCACUUACUACCUAUGUGACCUUGUGCCCUUAGGCCUCAGUUUUCUCAUCUGUAAAAUUAGUGAGUUUGACUAGAUGGUCUCUAAGGUUCCUUCUGGCUCUUAUAAGCGUUAGCUCAUGACCCUAUCUAACUCAAAGGAGGAUGAAUUUAAAGAAAAGAGCCCAGGAGUCAGGAAGUGAGUAAUGGGAUUGUGUGUUGGUUAUAUGCCAAGGUGACUGCACACCCUAACCUAUCAUCAUAUUUGCCUUCUUCCAACUGACCACUUUUGUGUUGAUAGAGCUACCUCUAGUGAUCAUUAUUUAGUAACAUGUCUUUGUUUAAUGGAUUUUGAAUAAAGUGAUUUUAAUUUAUCAAUA
Messenger RNA from Sarcophilus harrisii (Tasmanian devil), 7860 nucleotides. RefSeq names its product steroid sulfatase (gene STS). The transcript is spliced from 10 exons. Bases 898 to 2640 code for a protein of 580 amino acids. Gene Ontology annotation, molecular function: arylsulfatase activity. NCBI's taxonomy places the organism in Eukaryota, Metazoa, Chordata, Mammalia, Dasyuromorphia, Dasyuridae. The record is from RefSeq and is a predicted model, not a curated record.